This is a messenger RNA of Acanthamoeba castellanii str. Neff, 1308 nucleotides long. RefSeq names its product ankyrin repeat domain 13 isoform 4, putative. The record is from RefSeq and is a predicted model, not a curated record. Lineage: Eukaryota; Discosea; Longamoebia; Acanthamoebidae. Bases 1 to 1308 code for a protein of 435 amino acids. The transcript has 10 exons. Gene Ontology annotation, cellular component: cytoplasm. Gene Ontology annotation, molecular function: protein binding.
AUGAUUGCCGAUGACACAGACACGAAGACGGGAGAUGGCACCUACGCGCUACACAAGGCCGUAUGGCGGCGCGAUGUGGACAAAUUGAAGGAGCUGCUCGAUUGCCAAUCGAAGGAUUCAGAGCUGGACAUCAACGAACGCGAUUGCCACGGCAACGCGCCUCUCCAUCUGGCCAUUCAUUUUCGUUACCGCGACAUCGUUCAUCUGCUGCUCGAUCGCGGGGCCGACCCAACGUUCAAGAAUGGCAGCAUGUGGUCGCCCCUGCAAGAGGCCGUCGCGUCAGGCGAUCGCAAGCUGGUGAUGGACAUCAUGCUCGCCGUCAAGGACCACGUCAACGAUGAAUUCGUAAAGCGAACGCCCCACCUCACCACCGCCCUGCACAAGCUUCCCGACUUCUACAUGGAGAUACACUGGGAGUUCAAGAGCUGGGUGCCCCUCGUCUCACGCCUCUGUCCGUGGGACACGUACAAGGUGUGGAAGCGAGGAGCAUCUAUUCGAGUAGACACAACGCUCGUGGGGUUCGAGAACAUGAAGUGGAUGCGAGGCAACAUCUCCAUCUUGUUCAAGGGCGAAGAUGGUGGGCAAGUGAUGAUCCUGGACCACGACAACAAGACAAUCGAACACGCCAUGCAAAGUUUGGCCGGACUCAACAAGGCGGACCUCAACAAGGACGUCAACGAGGCACUGUUGCAUAUGUUCGCGCAGGUGAUGGUGCACAGCCUUCUACGACCGAUGCCGCGGACGGAGAAGAUCACGUUCUCGCCCAAGAUGGGCUGGCUCUGGGGAGAGAAACGAGAAACCGUGGGAGAAUGGGACGCCAAGCUGUACGAGGUGGACGGAUUCGAGUACAUCACGCGCCACCGAAACUCGAAAAAGAAGAAGAAGGGACACCCGUUCCCGCAGGAAGAUCCCUUUGGCAACAUGGACUACGAGACCUACUUCUCCACCUCGUCCAAGGACAUGGACAAAGGGAUGAAAGGCGAAGGGCUCUCGUAUCCUUCAGAGUUCAUCAGCGAGAAGAAGCGCUGCUUCAAGGGGACCUUGUGGCUGUCGGCUGAUUUCCCGAGGAAGGUGGAAGACCUGAUGCCCGUGUUCGAGGUCCUCUCGCCACGAAACAAGCACUUCCAGAAGCUCCAGGAUUUUGUCAAGCUCCUGCCCACCGACGGCUUCCCCGUCAAAGUCGAGGUGCCCGUCUUCCCGACACUCUCGGGCUUGGCCUCCUUUGGCAAGUACGAGGAAACGGAACUCGACGAAUCACUUUUCGUCGUCCCCUCCAACUAUUCCAUCAAGGGCGCUGCGGGCAAGUGA